Molecule: messenger RNA, 4005 nt
Organism: Conger conger (European conger)
Lineage: Eukaryota; Metazoa; Chordata; Actinopteri; Anguilliformes; Congridae
Gene: ccdc9
Product: coiled-coil domain containing 9
Exons: 15
Coding region: 197-2764 (855 amino acids)
Source: RefSeq, a predicted model, not a curated record
AGCUGGAGUAGAGCAUACAGGAAGUGGAUGCGAGGACUCACUUUUGUGAGGGCCGAAACUAACGCGCUGUAAGCAUUGUAGCGAGACUCAACAGGCCCAGCGACGGAUAUAAUCUUAAUACGCGGACAAACAGGUUCCUGAGAGCAGCCUUGAGAGGGAGUUUUUCUCCAGCUGAGAGCAAGGCAGGCUCGCAGCCAUGUCUACAGCAGUGGAUCUGAAAACGAAGGAGGAGAAGGAUGCCGCGCUGGACAGGCGGAUCGAGGCGCUGCGGAAGAAGAACGAGGCCCUGAUGCGGAGGUACCAGGAAAUUGAGGAAGACAAAAAGAAGGCGGAGCAGGAGGGGAUUGCCGUGACAACCCAGCGCAAGCCACGCCCCCACGAUGCAGAGGCCGACCGCAGAAGGAUGGAGAAGGAUAAUUUCACCGUCACCGUGGACCUCUCUAAACCAGCGGGGGAGAAACGUGUCAUCAACGACAGGAAGCCAGCAGCGCCCCGUGGGGGCUGGGGGAGUGAGGAGGGUGAGGGCCCCAGGCCCCAGGGCGAGGGCCCCAGGCCCCAGGGCGAGGGCCCCAGGCCCCAGGGCGAGAGCCUGCCCAGGAGGGCCGGGUCUGGGCGGCUGAACAGGGGCAUGCCCCGCGGGGGGGCCCGGCCCGACAGGAGGGAGCCCCGUCACGACCGGGCAGAGCCACGGCCGGACCGUCCGCUCUGGGACAGCGAGCCCGGGGAGGGGCCCGGCCGGAACGAACGCACUGCUCGAGGAGGAAGGAGGGGGAGAGGUGGAGGCGGAGGUGGCGGAGGAGGUGGAGGUGGUGGUGGAGGAGGAGGAGGAGGAGGAGGAGGGCCCCAGGGAGGGCCCCAAGGAGGGCCCCAAGGAGGGCCCCAAGGAGGCCCCCAGGGAGGUCUGCCAUCAGACAGGAAGUCCAAGGAGUGGGAGGAGAAGAGGCGGCAGAACAUUGAGAAGAUGAACGAGGAGAUGGAGAAGAUUGCGGAGUACGAGAGAGGCCAAAGGGGGGAAGCGGACAAGAACCCGACCCGGAACUUCCUGGAUGACCCGCGCCGCUGCGGGCCCGUCCCGGACCUCGACCGCAAGGAGGGCAGCCGCCGGCACGUCCGCAACUGGGGCGGCCUGGACUUCGACAACGUGAAGACGGGGGCGGAGGUGGAGAAGGAGUGGAUGCACUCUCGGCGGCCGGGCCCCAGGGACUCGAUGGACAUGACGCUGUCCAUGACGGGGCGCGAGCGCUCGGAGUACCUGCGCUGGAAGAAGGAGCGGGAGCAGAUCGAUGAGGAGCGGCUGGCCCGACACCGCAACGCCACGGGCCAGUGGAGACGCGAGUGGGACGCGCAGAAGACCGACACCAUGUUCAAGGAGGAGGCGGCUGCACUGGCCGCCGAGAGCGCCCAAGACCAGGGCGUCAGGAGGGACGACAGCAAGAGGCCGCCGAAGAAUCCCACGUUUGCGGACUUCGUGGCGCAGGGCAAACCCAAAGACGGGGGCCGCGGCGGCCGGGGGCGUGGCAAGGGCCGACCCCAGCAAAAGAGCUACAGUAUGCACGAUAAUCGCUGGGAAGAGGAAAAGGAGGAGGAUGAAGGGGAGAAGGAGAAGGAGAAGGUGAAGGAGUGGGAGAACGAAAAGGAGGUGAAGGAGGAGAAGGAGAAGAGCAACCCUCCUUCCUCUAAGGAAGAUAAGGUGCCUCUCCCCCCGGUGGAGGUGGUCGUGGAGACGGCCAGGAGUGGAGCGGCCACAGAGGAGGACGAGGACGAAUGGGAGGACGCCAGCGACGGAGACGGAGACGGGGAGGACGAGGAGGAGGAGGGGGAGGAGGAAGAAAGUGAGGAGGAGGAGGAGGGCGAGGCGGCAGAGAAGGUGGCCGUUCUGAGGAAGGAGGAGAAGGCAAAGGGCGUGUCUUCCCCCACGUCCCCUGCCGCCUCCCCCUCCCGCCACAAGGGGGCGGUAGAUGGCGCCAAGGAGCAGCGCACCCCUCGACCCCGCGUGCACAUCCCCUCUCCCCAGAGCGCCCAGGACUCCCCCGAGUCCGGCAAGCCCCUGAGCCCCUUCUCCCCGCUGGAGGGGUACCAGCCCGUGUCGGACUGGGCUGAGGAGAUGGAGAUGCAGUCCCCGCGGGGAACCAUGGGCGAAAGCCCCCUGAAGCCCGACAGUGCAGGAACAGAGGGGAGCCCCGUCGCCCCCAAACCAGGGAGCCCUGUCGCCCCCAAACCAGGGAGCCCCGUCACCCAGAAACCAGGGAGCCCCGUCCCAGUUCAGCCCCCGUGCGAGAAGCAGGCCUCCAGUCCCCCGGCUGAACGGGACACCGAGACCAGUGAACAGACAGUCACGGCCUCUCGGUCCCGGGAGGAGCCGGACAUCUCGGACUCUCAAUCCCAUGAUGCACCUGCAGUGAUAGAGCCAGUUGACCAGGCCUGCCCCUCCCCAGAGGUGGUGCAGGAAUCCGUCCAUACCGGCCAGGAGGCCCUGACCAAACAAGCCGACGCUCCCGCAGCGGCUCCGGACUCGGGCGCGCGUGGACCGCCGGCUGACGCAGCGACCGAGCCGGAUGUCCAGGAGCAGCCGGAGGUCCGGGAGCAGCCGGAUGUUCUUGAGCAGCCGGAGGUCCGGGAGCAGCCGGAGGUCCGGGAGCAGCCGGAGAUCCGGGAGCAGCCGGAGAUCCGGGAGCAGCCGGAGGUCCGGGAGCAGCCGGAGGUCCGGGAGCAGCCGGAGGUCCAGGAGCAGCCGGAGGUCCAGGAGCAGCCGUCCUCAGGCUGAGAAGGGGGGCGGAGUAGCAGUGAAGAGAAGAGAGGAAUGGAGGCUGCAUCACUGAGGAGGCAAGCGCUGCCGGCCUGGGGACGGGCAGCCACUCUCAUUGCUUUACAAAAAAAACAACAAAAAACAACAACCCUGUGCACCCACUGGAAAAAUGUAAAUUCUGAUUAUUAUUUUUUUUUUGGUGCUGGGAAGAUUUAAAUGCAGGUCACUGGUUUAUGGCAACUGGCAGAAUACAGAGAAUACACACACACACACACACACACACACACACACACACACACACAGACACACUCCCUUCUGUGUUCCUCAAUUAGUGAAAGGCAGAGGGAGGACAGUUCUGUACAAUGCGCCCACCUCCCCACGCCACACCCCGACUCCUGAAUGUUUUCACCCCCCUCCCCCAUUUCAGCUAACCCAUUCCCCUGAUUCUCAUUGCCUGGGCUGUGGUUGGGUGUGUGCCUGGGUGGGGCAGUCUAUCCUUUUGCCAAAAUCUUCAUGGGUCCAUAAGGCCUCCUCUGUAUCUGUCUGCCAUCCACUGUAACUAUGGUGUGAGUCCUUGGGUCGGGGAAAGAAUCGCCUCUCGUCGUAGACGGGCAACAGCCGUUCGGUGUGAUCUCCUUGUGUGAUGAUCGCUCUGCAGAAGUGGAGUUGAAGUGGGUCCACCAGUAAUCGGUGGGCGAGGGAUGGCUGGAUGGGUGCAGGGGCUGCUUCAGAGACCGAUCAUUUACAAUCUGGAAGGAGAACUUGGGAUUCAUUCAGAGGGCAACAAAUUGCAUACCUCAGUAGACCAGUCUUUGGUUAGUUUUAAAGUUUUAUUAUAUUUUGCAUGUUAUGAACAAACAUGGGGUAUGGCAGGAACGAGUGAGUUCUUGUAUAACAUUGAGACUGGAAGUGUACGUUUGCCACCGUACUUCAUUUAAUCAUGAGCUUAAAGAAAUGCAAUACGUAUAAUUUUUGAAAGUGCAACUUACAUUCCAGUGUUUUAAUGUGUGAAAGCAUCUGAAAUGCUACUCUUGUUUGUCAAGAAAUGUAAUGAAAUUUCCGGAGGGGGGGUUUCUUCCCCCAUGUGUUGACGACAUAAAAAGCCAUGACUUUUGUGAUUGUAACUACAUGCAUUGAGUAUGUCCUGCUUCCUUGUACUACAGCUGUCUUCCUGUAUGAAAUGUCACCCUUUACAUGACACUUAUGAUCAAGUUUUGGACUGAAGUGUAAAUUACAUUUCUUCUGAAAGCAUGAACUGA